ACCACGCUCGUAUCGCAACAUCACAACGCCAUUUUCGACAAUCCGUCAGGCGGUUUGCAGCAGCAGAGAGCACCGAAGGAAUUGGGUCAUAAGACUGACCGUGGGCGACUGCGAACUAGGAUUCUUCAAGAAAGCGCGGAAAGCCUUCUCCGGAGAGCCCGAUGCGUGCGGUGGCCGGCAAGGCUCGGACGAGGCUUUGCAGUGCGGGCCCCGGGUGAGAGAGGGGAGUCACCAGUUGUGGCAGCGCGGACUAACACGAGAAGCGCACAGAAUGAAGAGAGGUCGGAGGGGAGACGAGGGGAACAGCAGCUCGUCUAGCGGAUUUUUAGAGGCAGCAUCCAAGAAGACGCGGCCACUGGAGGAACCCGAGGAUUCGACCUCCACCUGGAGUCUUUUGCCUCAGGAGAUCCUGCUGCUCGUCUUCCAGCACCUGCCCCUGCUGGACCGGGCGUACGCCUCCCAGGUGUGCCGCAGCUGGAACCAGGCCUUCCACAUGCCUGAGCUGUGGAGAUGCUUCGAGUUCGAGCUGAACCAGCCUGCCAGCUCAUACCUGAAAGCUACCCACCCAGACCUGAUCAAACAGAUCAUCAAAAGGCACUCCAAUCAUCUACAAUAUGUUAGCUUCAAGGUGGAUAGUAGCACUGAAUCAGCAGAGGCUGCCUGUGAUAUCCUGUCACAACUAGUCAACUGUUCACUCAAGACACUUGGCCUCAUCUCAACAGCUAGACCAAGUUUCAUGGAAUUACCAAAGUCUCACUUCAUUUCGGCCCUGACGGUGGUUUUUGUCAACUCCAAAUCCCUGUCAUCUCUGAAGAUUGACGAUACCCCAGUGGAUGAUCCAUCUCUGAAGGUCCUAGUGGCGAACAAUAGUGAUACUCUGAAACUGUUGAAGAUGAGCAGCUGCCCCCAUGUUUCUCCUGCAGGGAUCUUGUGUGUGGCGGACCAGUGUCACGGCUUGCGUGAGCUUGCCCUCAACUAUCAUCUGCUUAGCGACGAGCUGCUGCUUGCACUGUCCUCUGAGAAACACGUGCAUCUGGAGCACCUGCGCAUUGAUGUGGUCAGUGAGAACCCAGGCCAGACGCAGUUCCACACCAUAAAGAAGAGCAGCUGGGAUGCCAUGGUGCGCCACUCGCCCAAGUUCAACCUCGUCAUGUACUUCUUCCUCUACGAGGACGAGUUUGACCCCUUUUUCCGAGACGAGAUCCCUGUUACUCACCUGUACUUUGGCCGCUCUGUCAGUAAGGAGGUGCUGGGCCGAGUAGGCCUGAUGUGUCCGCGUCUGGUGGAGCUGGUAGUGUGCGCCAACGGGCUGCGACCCCUAGACGAGGAAUUGAUUCGCAUCGCUGAACGCUGCCAACAGCUGUCGGCUAUUGGCCUGGGUGAGUGUGAAGUCUCCUGCAGCGCCUUUGUGCAGUUUGUCAAGAUGUGCGGCCGCCGGCUAUCGCAGCUCUCCAUCAUGGAGGAGGUGCUGAUCCCCGACCACCAGUACACCCCAGAUGAAAUCCACUGGGAAGUUUCUAAGCACCUGGGCCGCGUCUGGUUCCCAGACAUGAUGCCCACCUGGUAGAGCUACAGCUGAACCCUGCCUACUCGAGCCACCGAACGCUGGCAGGAUCUGCUCAGUACUUGCCGAAGGGACCGUGCACGCAAAGUGUGGAGUCAGAAUGUCUGUGACUUUACACUUUGUUUAAAAAAAAAAAAUAAAUAAAUUCUCGUGGCCUUCUGGAUGUGGUCAUGGUUCUGGGCUAUAAUGAGGUUUAUAUACAUUUCACUUUCUGCUUUUCCCUACCACUCUCUUUUUGCUAGCAGGCUGUGGUGUGUGUAAUAGAGAAUAAACACUUCACAGCAUGUCCGCAACCCCACAAAACAACCACAUGUGAAGGAGCACAGGACAAAUAUGAGAGUAUCCUUGGUUUUAAUUCCUCAAGUUCGAAGGAUAAAAUGAAAUUACAGUCCAUAGCAGUUGCUAGACAAGGGUUUUUUUUUUUUUUGAAGCAGCUUGGUCUGUGUGUAUAUGUCUAUAAAAAGUUUACCAAGCUAUUGUUGUAUAGAAUGAGUGAAAUCAAGUUAAAUGUUAAGUAAACUUUACAUUCUCUUUUUUACAAUGCAUAUAGGAAGUUUUUUUUUUUUUUUUUUUUUUUUUUUUUCUUCCCCUUUUUCUUUUCUCAUGAGACCUGCCUCAGGCUUAUUCUCAGUUGUAGAUUGCAAAUUUUUGGGGGAAUAUAGAAGAAGCAGAUCAAAGUUAAUAACUGUGUUGUCUCUAGGGUGCUCUGUUAGUCCCUGUCAAAAAAAAAGCGUGUUCUGUUCCCUUAGCCCAGUAGUGUGUGCCACAUUAAAGCUGCCCAUUGCACACUCUGGGAGGCUGGCGGGGAUUUGGGGAACUUAACUGACACUGUGCUGUAUGGUGGCUUCAUGUGGGAACACAGAGAAACCCUUCUGUUCUUCUCCUCCUACAGCUUUUCAGGUGCGAUGUAUAACCGUACUUAUUACAUGAACAUAGGAUCUGGAUAAUGGAGAUGGUGGUGGUAUAUACUGUUGGUUUGGGAUUUUGUGGAGUUUGCAAAUUGAAUGCUUUGUAAUUUUUUUGUGUAAAUUGCUGGUGUACAGAUCUGUUUUUACUGCAUUAAAAAAGUCUGUCCCUGAAAUUUUUCCAGCCUAAGAAAUUCUAUGUGUAUAUUAUUUCUAGAAUGUAAUAAGCAAAGGUGAAUUUACUAUAAAGGAAUUAAACAUCACAAAGAACAACUACUUCAAGUUUCUAGAUUGGUGUGGGAUGACAAAUAUUCAGAUAAAAAUGGUUGCAAAGGUGGAAAAACAUUCUGAUGUGCUUUAGGGAAGGCUAAAUACUAAUGUCACCAUUUAAGCAGGCAAGUAGCUUAUGUAUUGACUGAACGUACGCUGUGACUUGUGUAUUUUCAAAGAUGUAAAUAGGCAAAUACGAAGGAUCCAAAAUAGCACUUACUGCUGUUAUUUAUGCUUUCAGUGCUGAGGUAGAUACAGUAACUGAGUUUUGGGAGGUUAAUCACUGACAAUAUUUAAGUGAAACUCUUAUUUUCCUCUUGAUAAGGAAGCUCAUGGAUAUUUUGUAUAUAAAAUGCUUUGUGUUGGAUGGUGAAGACAGUUGUGUGAGUAUAUUCCUGUCAGACCCUUUGCAGGAUAUUCAGGUUAUCGUUGGCAGUCGGUAUAUUUCGUUUGAAAAUGUGGGCCGAAUCCGUUAGUGUACCAGUUUAUACUUUUUUCCACUUUUCAGGUUAUUUUUAAUUGGUAACCAUGUUUGAUUAUACUUUUAACUUAGUAUAAAAGACACAUUUAAAAAAUUGAU
Messenger RNA from Scleropages formosus (Asian bonytongue), 3319 nucleotides. RefSeq names its product F-box/LRR-repeat protein 3-like. Gene Ontology annotation, cellular component: mitochondrion. The coding region runs from base 272 to 1567 and encodes 431 amino acids. Lineage: Eukaryota; Metazoa; Chordata; Actinopteri; Osteoglossiformes; Osteoglossidae. Gene Ontology annotation, molecular function: protein binding. The transcript is spliced from 5 exons. The record is from RefSeq and is a predicted model, not a curated record.